GGAUUAGAGAGACACAUGCAAAGAAAAUAACGUGUCUGGGGCAGAAAUAUAGCAUUUCACUGUGUGAUACUCAUGUUAUUCACCAUGGGAAGGGACCGCGAAAUGGGGUCAUGCACACACAGGCAGAUUACUCUGCAAACGAAGGGAAAGAAGAUGGAGAAAUGGGAAGAGGGCUAUUCUUAUUAAAACACCAACAUAUUCCACAGCGCUGUACAGUGGAUGGAAAAGUUUAUAUCAGUAAAUUCAGCACGACAACGUGGACUUAUAGGAACAAGAGAUGUGAGGUAGAGAAAGCAGGAAGCGAAAAAAGGGGUUACAUGUCACACGAGGUAAGAAGAGGACUGUUGGACAAAAGAAGGUUUUCCACAUGCUAUCUACCCCAACACCCCAGAGAGCCACUGAUAUCUCCUGCCAUGAUAGUCCAUCUCUGCCAUCUACUGUCAAUACCCCAUAACAAAGCAGAUGCAGAAAAUUCUUCCUCCAGUCUGGAUUCCUGGAGUUACGAAGACUGAAUGAUCUUGGAUUGAUUCCUGUGAAUGAAAUCUGGUGAAUACAGUCUGGUUUGGCUGAUGUCAAUUGACCGGCAUGGCGGAGCUUAGAAAACAACAAGAAGAAGUCCAAGAUGGUGUGCACACCAAGCUUGAGCCAGCACGUUGUGCUUCCACCACCGCCAACAACUUGGCAAUUCUUAAAGAAAGGUCAUUCGAUAUUAACUUUGAGGUUGGAGAUGAAUACGAUAUCAUCGAAACUAUUGGAACCGGGGCGUAUGGGGUGGUUUCCUCUGCACGUCGAAAAGGCUCAGGUCAGAAAGUCGCCAUUAAGAAAAUACCAAAUGCCUUUGACGUUGUAACGAAUGCAAAACGAACACUUCGUGAGCUGAAAAUUCUAAAGCACUUCAAGCAUGAUAAUAUAAUCGCCAUUAAAGAUAUUCUAAGACCAUCCAUGUCCUACGCAGACUUCAAGGCUGUGUAUGUGGUACUAGACCUCAUGGAAAGCGACUUACAUCAGAUCAUCCAUUCCUCGCAGCCACUCACCCUUGAACAUGCCCGUUACUUCUUGUACCAGCUGCUGCGGGGCCUGAAGUACAUCCAUUCUGCCAACGUCCUUCAUCGAGAUCUAAAGCCUAGCAACCUCCUCAUAAAUGAGAACUGCGAGCUAAAGAUCGGUGACUUUGGGAUGGCUCGAGGCCUCUGCACCAAGCCAGAUGAGUACAAAUAUUUCAUGACUGAGUAUGUAGCCACUCGCUGGUAUCGAGCCCCUGAGCUUAUGCUGUCACUCCACGAGUAUACUCAGGCCAUCGAUAUGUGGUCAGUGGGAUGUAUCUUUGCAGAAAUGCUUGGACGCAGGCAGCUGUUCCCAGGAAAGAACUACAUUCACCAACUUCAGCUCAUAAUGACUGUGUUAGGUACCCCAUCCAGCCAGGUGAUAAGGGCAAUAGGGGCGGAGAGAGUACGGGCGUACAUUCAGAGUUUGCCUUCUCGUCAACCAGUGCCGUGGGCAAGUCUUUACCCACAAGGAGACCGUAAAGCAUUGGAUCUACUUUCCAAAAUGUUGAGAUUUGACCCACGUGAACGAAUUUCUGUGAACGAAGCCCUGCGGCACCCAUUCCUCUCCAAAUAUCAUGACCCAGAUGAUGAACCAGAAUGUGUGCCGGCCUUUGACUUUGGCUUUGAUAAAAUGAUUCUUACCAAGGAGCAGAUCAAAGAAGCCAUUGUAGCUGAAAUAGACAGCUUUCACCGCAGGAGAGAAGGAAUCCGACGACAAAUUAGCUUUAAACCUGCACUGGUACCAGCCGUGGAGGGGCCAGUAGGUGAAGGUGUCAUCAGGGAAGAUGACUUCCAGUCUCCGCCACUCCCCCCUCCACCUGCAGGAUUGGAUGUGGACAUGCCUAGUGCCAAUUCCGCCAGGGAGAGGCUGGAUUUCCCCAUGGAGUCACCCAGGGCUCCAUUGAAACCAGAGACUAUAGAUUUAACUUCUCCUGUGGAGAACGGAGAGACAGUGCCACCGACAGAGAACCAGGAGGUCAAAGAGGAGACACCAUUAGUCAAAACAGAUCCAGAACCUGUGCCAAAGAGGGAAGGGGCUAUAUCGGAUGACACCAAAGCAGCGCUUAAAGCCGCGCUUAUGAAAUCAGCUCUGCGGAACAAGGGAAAAGAUGCUGCCACGUCUGUCUCCGAAGCUCCAGAAAUGAAGAAGCCAAUAACGGCUCAGGAACGCCAACGCGAACGUGAAGAGAAGAGAAGGAGGCGCCAUGAGCGUGCCAGGGAGAGGGAAAAGAAGCAAAAAGAGAAGGAACGGCGGGAGUUGAAGAAAGCUGAGGGGUUUGGUGGGUUGGUCCUGAGUGAGAACGAUAAGAACCUGUUGGAGAGAUGGACUCGGAUGAUUGACCAGACUCAGCAGCAGCCACCCAAUCUGCCUCUAAUCCAGACACCAUCAUGUUCAAAGCCCGCACCUUGUCCUGCACAAGCAGCAGAAAUCUGCCCUGUUGCCCAGCCUGUAUUUAGUGUGCCUAACAUCAACCCAAUUGAUAAAGCUGGCAGCCGUCAAAACGGAAUCCUCACUGCUCCCACCCUAACUCCAAGUAUGCAGUUUGUACCCAGAUGUUUGAACCCCUGCCCUGUGCCCAACCUAGUACACUAUGUCCCUCCUACAUCUUCAGGUUUCCAUAUUACUACAGUAGUUUUGGCUCCACAAGCUAAGCCAGGGCCCCCUCCAGUAGCAGCCCAGCUUCCUUCUGAUGUCAAGUUCAUUGGUGGAGGACAUGUUUUGCAAAGUAAUUUUCCCAUCCCCUCCAGACCCAAUGCACCCUGGCCCAGAUGUGGACAAGAAGGAUGGCCUGCUCCAGACACUGGAGAUGGCAAGAGAGGCUCAUUGACUAUAGAUCCCUCUCUUUUUCUUCGUAAUCCAACUGCCUUGGAGCAGACACAGACAGCGCCCGGAAUUCCAUAUUCUAGGGGGGGAAACAGUCUAUCUCAGGGAGAACACAAGGCUUGUGACAUCACGCCACUCCCACCCACCACGUUCAACACAGAUGACACCUCCCACCCGACCUCUCCAGAUAUUAGCCUGGUCACGCAGCAGCUUUCAAAGUCCCAGGUUGAAGAUCUUCUCCCGCCCGUCUUCUCAGUGACCCCCAAAGGAAGUGGAGCUGGGUAUGGAGUGGGCUUUGAUCUGGAGGAGUUCCUGAACCAGUCCUUUGAGAUGCCAUCAGAGAACCGCGAGAGCCUAGUGGACUCUGCUCCUCUUUCGGCCUCGCUCUUAGCUGAUUGGCUGGAAGUUCACCGGAUGAAUCCUGCCGACAUGGCUUCCCUUCAGGAAGAUCUCCAGCUGGGGUCUCCCAUGAUCCUGUCCGACAUUCCUGAUCUCCAGGACAGUUGAAUGAGGUCAAGGAAUGGAUCUCAGAGUUUGCUGCAUAUUGCGAAGACGAGGGGGUUUCUUCAUGUAACAGGCAGUGUUCAUCGAGUAGACAAGGUCUAUGGCCGGCUUAGAAAAUAGGAAUGAUUUCUGUAGACAAACGAUGCAUGCACAGAAUUUGACACAGUGCCAGGGCUGACCCCAGCAGUGCAGUCUUCAUGAUGGCAUUACGGUGACGAUGACUCAGAAGACGUUGUACAACGAUUGAUAAUUUGCACUUCCUGAUAUCUCAUUAUGAGUCAGCUUUAUUAAAACAUAAUGAGCUUACAAUCUGUUUGUUAUAUACACCUACCCCAGCUUCACAUGUAUACAUGUGUGUACACACUGUCUCUGCCUAUCCCAGCUUCCUACGUGUACACACUGUCUCUGCCUAUCCCAGCUUCGUAUGUGUACACACUGUCUCUGCCUAUCCCAGCUUCCUAUGUGUACACACUGUCUCUGCCUAUCCCAGCUUCGUAUGUGUACACACUGUCUCUGCCUAUCCCAGCUUCCUAUGUGUACACACUGUCUCUGCCUAUCCCAGCUUCCUAUGUGUACACACUGUCUUUGCCUAUCCCAGCUUCCUAUGUGUACACACUGUCUCUGCCUAUCCCCCCUCUCCAUGUGUGCACGCUGUCCACUUACCCCCGCUCUCCAUGUGUUCGCUGUCCACUUACCCCCGCUCUCCAUGUGUUCGCUGUCCACUUACCCCCGCUCUCCAUGUGUUCGCUGUCCACUUACCCCCGCUCUCCAUGUGUGCACGCUGUCCAUUUAUCCCUAUUCUCCAUGCUUGCACGCUGUCCGCUUACCCCCUCUCCAUGUGUGCACGCU
Pelobates fuscus (common spadefoot toad) is the source of this 4224-nucleotide messenger RNA. RefSeq names its product mitogen-activated protein kinase 7 (gene MAPK7). The transcript has 9 exons. Gene Ontology annotation, molecular function: ATP binding; MAP kinase activity. Bases 586 to 3378 code for a protein of 930 amino acids. Gene Ontology annotation, biological process: intracellular signal transduction; protein phosphorylation. The record is from RefSeq and is a predicted model, not a curated record. Lineage: Eukaryota; Metazoa; Chordata; Amphibia; Anura; Pelobatidae. Gene Ontology annotation, cellular component: nucleus; cytoplasm.